AUGUCAGAAGCCUCUGUCCAGUCCCUGCUUGACAUGGGUAUCACCCGUGAAGUAGCACUCGAAGCAUUAGCAAAGACGAAUGGUGAUAUUGAAGCCUCCGUGAACUAUAUAUUCUCCGGCGAAUUGCCUCAACAAGAACCGCAGAUGGAUACCGUUGAGUUACCAUCAGAAGAAAUAAAGGAAGACAUUCAAACCGAUUUUCCCAUUCAGGAAACUACUGAGUACAUUGAGGAUGCCAAUGCCCCUAGCGUCUCAAGUCCAUCGGGAGAUGAACCAGGUAGUUGGACCGCUCCAGUCCCAAGCUACGAUGAGUGUUUAGCUCAACAAAUCAGACAAUGUUCUGACGAUCCUCUAGUGGUGCAAGUGGGCACCAACAACUCUCUCAUGGAGAAUUACUUUGCCCUCUUUUGCCUUGCGGUUGGUUUCGGGUUUCCUCAUGUUUUCUUGAAACCUGACUUCAAAGAUCUGGUUUACGGAAAGGACUGGUACCAAGGCCAGGCUUUGAAACCAAAAUUCAGGAUUAAGUAUGGGGUAGACAACACGGUAGCAAUUGUUCCUCAGGAGGAGCUUGCUGGCCAAGACAAUUUGGCUCUACAACCAGAACUCUUGUGGCAACUUCAAAAACUCUUGGCUGUUCAAAACACCACGGGUUGCCUAAGAAAAUACGUAACUGCUAAGUUCUUUGCACGAGUAUUGGAGCCUCUGGUUGUUGAAAAAUUGAAUAACUGUGAGCAUCUGCAUGACGUUUUACCAACUUUCAUUAAAAGUAUAGCGACUGACGUCGAACUAUGUCCAGGAAUGUCGUCGAUAAAAAGUCUCUUCAUUUCUACUGCAUACUACAAACCCCCUUCCGAGCCAGAGCCUGUCGAAACCUUAGUCUCACUGUUACAUUUCAUGCCGGAAGAAUAUGACUCUAAUCUCUACAAGAUGUUCAAUGCCCUUUUGUAUCCAGAAGACGACUCUGACUGCGAGACAGACGAUACUCAGAACUCUUUGGGAAACUUGGCCCCCAUGAUCACAAUUGUAUUUGACGAAAUGGACGAAAGCACUGAGAGUUUAAAUUUACCUAAUGGGGUUGAAGUACCUCUGGAGUUCUACCCGCAACUCUACACUGAAAAGGCAAAAAAGUUGCUCAUUAAUGAUGUCCUCACAAAUGCGCGAAACGCGGAAUUAGAGGCUCGCAAGGCACUACGCAGCCUGAAUGAGCUCAAGAGUUUCCAGGGCAAGCAUAUUCACUCCUUUUUGAAUAGUACGCUGGAUUUUAUUAUGAAAGAUACAGGCUCAAUUUCAAAUCAACCAGAAGUCGCUAGUCUUGUGAACUCGUUAGAGCAGGUCAAAGAGCAAUUAGGAGAACGAAAGACGGAUAGCUUGGCCGAGUACAAGGCAAUAACGCACAAGCUCAAUAACGAAUGGAAUCUUUCUCACCCAGAAUUAGGCAUAGUGAAGUCCGCGCAUGAUCUUGGCAUAGUAGAUGUGCCUUAUCUACUCACCUCUGCAGUCUUAUCUCCAGCUAACUAUUUUCUUCGCCAAAGAAAUGGCCAGUGGUAUCAUGUUACAGGCAAAAUCAAUAACAAUGACAUGGAAAUUUCAAAGGUAACGCCUCUAGAUGUCGUUUACACGAUCCGCUCCCAUACUAGAGUCGCAUCAGAAACACCACUUAUGUUUACCUACUUCAAGCAAUGUGCCAUAGAGAGCGACGCGACAGUUCAAGAAGCCCUUGACAGCAACGUGGGUGCCAGAAAUUUUGCUUUACGAGAUCAAGAUACUAUCGAAGCUAUGAAGCCUACGAGUUCAGAAGAUUUGAUCGAAUUAUGA
Molecule: messenger RNA, 1815 nt
Organism: Lachancea nothofagi CBS 11611
Lineage: Eukaryota; Fungi; Ascomycota; Saccharomycetes; Saccharomycetales; Saccharomycetaceae
Source: the annotation of a GenBank genome assembly